Messenger RNA from Nerophis lumbriciformis (worm pipefish), 2247 nucleotides. It is a transcript of the gene mfsd1, whose product is annotated as major facilitator superfamily domain containing 1. Gene Ontology annotation, cellular component: lysosome. Gene Ontology annotation, biological process: transmembrane transport. NCBI's taxonomy places the organism in Eukaryota, Metazoa, Chordata, Actinopteri, Syngnathiformes, Syngnathidae. The record is from RefSeq and is a predicted model, not a curated record. Gene Ontology annotation, molecular function: transmembrane transporter activity.
CCUCUUCUUCGCUUCAGUCAACUUUUUUUUCCCGCAGCUGAUCCCAAACAUGGCGGACGGCGAGGAGGACCGCAGCCUGUUGGAAGCGGAGGAAGAUGAUGACGAUUCCAUAGCCGAAACACCGGCGAGCGGUGGGGCCAGGAGACCGCUCCCUGCCAUCUGCGACCCGGCACACUUUUUACACAGGAUCGUUGUCCUCUUUUUCAUGUGUUUCUUGGGAUUCGGAAGCUACUUCUGUUAUGACAACCCUGCUUCUCUUCAGACUCAAGUCCUCCAGGAUUUGAGCCUGAACACAGCUACGUUCAUGCAGCUGUAUGCUUGGUACUCGUGGCCCAAUGUCAUUCUCUGUUUCUUUGGUGGCUUCUUGAUUGACAGAGUCUUUGGCAUCAGGCUAGGAACCAUCAUCUUUUCUCUUUUUGUUUGUGUUGGACAGAUCAUCUUUGCUACUGGAGCGUUGCUGAACCUCUUUUGGUUGAUGGAAAUUGGACGUUUUAUAUUUGGAAUUGGAGGCGAGUCCCUGGCCGUGGCCCAGAACACGUAUGCAGUCAACUGGUUUAAAGGAAAGGAGCUCAAUCUAGUGUUUGGUCUUCAGCUGAGCAUGGCUCGCUUGGGCAGCACAGUCAAUAUGAACAUCAUGGGCUGGGUGUACAGCAAAGUGGCUGUCCUUGUCGGCGCUCCGGGUUACACCACUCUUGGCGCCUCACUCAUGAUAGCUGCUGUAACCUGCAUUUUCUCACUAAUCUGUGCUUUGGUGUUGGCAUUCCUCGACAGAAGAGCAGAAAAAAUCCUCCAAAAGGAGCAGGGCAAAACAGGUGAGGUCGUUAAACUGACCGAUGUGAAAGACUUCCCCUUACCCCUGUGGAUCAUCUUCAUCAUUUGUGUUUGCUACUACGUGGCUAUCUUCCCCUUUAUUGGACUGGGACAGGUCUUUUUCAUCCAGAAGUUCAACUUUUCCCCUGCUGAAGCCAGAGCUGUCAAUAGUAUUGUUUACAUCAUCUCAGCGCCUGCGUCUCCUGUUUUGGGCUUCAUGGUGGACAAGACGGGGAAAAACGUGAUUUGGGUGAUGUGUGCUGUGUGCACCACGCUCGCCUCUCACAUGAUGCUGGCUUUCACCUUCUGGAACCCGUGGAUCGCCAUGUCAUUGCUGGGUGUGUCAUACUCCCUCCUGGCAUGUGCCCUAUGGCCCAUGGUUGCCUUUGUGGUGCCUGAGCAUCAACUAGGGACGGCCUAUGGCUUCAUGCAGUCCAUUCAAAACCUGGGACUUGCAAUCAUUGCCAUGGCAGCAGGAGCCAUCCUAGACAAACAAGGAUACCUGGUUCUCCAAGUCUUUUUCUGUAUCUGCAUAUGUAGUUUCUUUUGUCUUGCAGUUGCAUUGGUGGCUGUGGUGACACUUUACUUUGUCGAUUAUCUAAGAGGAGGAGAUUUAAACCGGUCAGCAACUGCCAGAGCCAAACUCCAGAAAGAAGCCACUUCAGAUGCAGAAUAAUAAUGAUGAUGACGAUGAUGAUGAUGUUGAGGGACGGCACUCAGUCUUGAGCGUACAGGGCCAGCUGGCUGCAUUGUCCACCCCUGCUGUCAGUCAUGGAACGUGGGGGCGGGACUGCGCCACUGACUCCGCCCACCACCGUCAUCAGUGGCGCUUCAACACCAAACCUGAAUGUCUGGAUAUGAUAUUUGCUUGUGUUAACGUGAAGGACACAUUUAAGCGGCAUUUUUUAAAUUCUGUUUUGCCUCAUUUUUUGUUUUUCUUCGGUUUAAAAAGAAAGUUGAGUGGCUUGAACUUCUUUAUAGCCUUUUUGUAUCAGAAUGGAAAAGUUCCUGACAAUCCUUAACAAUCCAUGAAAGCUUCAAUAACCGUAUUAGUUUUAUGUGUACUCCACAGUACUUUUUAAAUGUGUUUAUGUGUCAUGUUGUCUUUUGUACAUAUCAUUGAUGAGUAUUUGCAGUAUUUUCUGGCCUCUGCUCAGACAAAGUGAGUUGUUUUAAUUUGGUGGAUACAAGAGCAUUUGUUCUUUUUAAAUGUUAAAAACUACCAACAUCAAUUUUCCCAAUUGUUUCAUUUGCUCCUGACUGGUUUAGGGGUACUUUGAGUGAAACAUGAGGCACUUUUGUCUACGUUUAACCACUAUGCCAUUUUAUAUUUUUAAGAAUACAUGUCCUUUUAAGGACUGCAUUUUCGCUGUUCAAAACUUGAGCUAUUUUUGUCAAACCAAGUAACAUUUUUGAUAAAAGAUGAUUGAUAUAAAA